Molecule: messenger RNA, 824 nt
Organism: Vanrija pseudolonga
Lineage: Eukaryota; Fungi; Basidiomycota; Tremellomycetes; Trichosporonales; Trichosporonaceae
Gene: mrpl22
Product: 54S ribosomal protein L22, mitochondrial
Exons: 4
Coding region: 47-799 (250 amino acids)
Biological process (GO): translation
Cellular component (GO): ribosome; mitochondrial large ribosomal subunit
Molecular function (GO): structural constituent of ribosome
Source: RefSeq, a predicted model, not a curated record
CGAGGCCAAGUCGAGUAAACGCAAUAACAACUACACCACCACCGCCAUGUCCAGGACGCUGCGCUCAGCGCUGACAAUCGCCCAGGGCAUCCCUGGCCCCUCGCGGCCGCUCUUGCGGCCCGUCGUUGCGCCCAUCGCCACGUCGUCUGUGGCUUCCUCGCGCUCCCUGUUCGACUUUGCCAACUUCAAGCUGCCCAACUGGCGCCGGAGCGCCAAGAAGGAGGACGAGACGGACGCCGCUGCGCCUGCCGCGCCUGCCGAGGCUGAGAAGAAGGACGGCGGCCUGUUCGAGGAAGUUGUGGAGGAGGCCGAGGUGGCCGAGAAGAAGUUGAAGAAGAAGACGUGGACCGAGCACUCGUACAAGUCGGGCCUGCACAAGGGCUCGCACCGCCGUCUGAACCAGAUCUCGCGGCAAGUUGCCGGCCUGCCGGUCGACGAGGCGGUCGUCCAGCUGGCCUUUGGCGACAAGCGUGCGGGCCGCACAUGGGUGAAGAGCACUCUUGCGCUGGCACGCGACCACGCCGAGGCCAAGGGACUCGCGCGCGAGAAGCUCGUCGUCGCCGAGACGUGGGUGUCCAAGGGCCCCAAGGUCGCGCGGCUCGACAUCAAGGGCCGCGGACGCUUCGGCAUCAAGCACCACGGCUCGGCGCGCAUCCACUUUGUCCUCCGCGAGGGCAAGACAUGGUCCCAGAAGCAGGAGGCAGAGCGCAACAAGGUGCUCCGCAAGGUGCGCUCGGCGGGCGUCGUGCGCGAGGACGGCAAGCUCCGUCGCAAGACGAUCGACGGGUGGGCGUGGUAGGGCAGUAUGCAUUGCAUGGUUCGGA